Messenger RNA from Tachysurus fulvidraco (yellow catfish), 572 nucleotides. Its product is annotated as hemoglobin subunit alpha-like. Gene Ontology annotation, biological process: hydrogen peroxide catabolic process; oxygen transport. The record is from RefSeq and is a predicted model, not a curated record. The transcript is spliced from 3 exons. Gene Ontology annotation, molecular function: oxygen binding; peroxidase activity; organic acid binding. Gene Ontology annotation, cellular component: hemoglobin complex; haptoglobin-hemoglobin complex; blood microparticle. The annotation marks the transcript as partial. Lineage: Eukaryota; Metazoa; Chordata; Actinopteri; Siluriformes; Bagridae.
ACAUGCACAAAUUUCUUUUUUUUUAAAAAUCUUUUAGAGGUGAAAAACCGAACAAGAUCCGCAAUAAGUCUCUCCGCUAAAGACAAAGUCGUCGUCAAAGACCUUUGGGCCAAGGUCGCUCCAAGGGCUGAUGAAAUUGGCUUCGAGGCACUUGGCAGGCUGUUCGAGGUCUAUCCUCAGACUAAGACCUACUUCUCUCACUGGUCUGAUCUUCAUCCCGGAUCAGCCCAUGUGAAAAAGCACGGAGCCGUAAUUGUAAGAAAAAUCGGAGAAGCCGUGGCCCACAUCGACGAUCUUACCGGAGCUCUAAGCAGAGGUAAGGACCAGACUAUAUAUACGGAUUUGUGUUUCGUUACAUUUAACAGACUCCUGGGCCAGACCUUGAAGGUGAGCAUUGCCUUGUACUUCCCUGGAGAUUUCACCCCCGAGGUUCACGUGUCUUUUGACAAGUUUCUUCAGAACCUGGCCAUUGCUCUGUCUGAGAAGUACCGUUAAAUGAAGUACCUGUUUCAGAAGACGUCAUGUAAAUAACAUCCAUCAAUGUUAUUAACAAUAAACAAAAUUGAACAAUA